Molecule: messenger RNA, 3388 nt
Organism: Schistocerca nitens (vagrant locust)
Lineage: Eukaryota; Metazoa; Arthropoda; Insecta; Orthoptera; Acrididae
Product: protein O-mannosyl-transferase TMTC2-like
Exons: 16
Coding region: 1-2706 (901 amino acids)
Biological process (GO): protein O-linked glycosylation via mannose
Cellular component (GO): endoplasmic reticulum membrane
Molecular function (GO): mannosyltransferase activity; protein binding
Source: RefSeq, a predicted model, not a curated record
AUGGCGACGUAUCAGGCCUUUGGAGAGGUUGCAGGCACCGGAGCAGCUGUAGCAGCUGUGCAGACGGGCCGCCACUCAGCCAAGAUGGUCAAGGCCGUACGCCAGCCCUGCGUGCAGCCGGCGGGCCGGCGUGCUCUCCGCGUCGUCAGUGUGGUGGCUGCACCCAUGCGGGCAGCAACGCGCGGCUCCGCGGCGCCACCGCCGGCGUCCAAGCUUGCGGCGUCGGCGUCGUCUCGCGUCGACUGGGCGUGCGUCGCGUCGGCAGCUCUCGCCGCCCUGCUCUACGCCGGGACGCUGCGCGCCGGGUUCGUCUACGACGACAACCGCGCGAUCCUGACGAACGAGGAUGUGGUGGGCGGUGGUGCGGAGUCGUGGUGGCGCGUGUGGCGGCACGACUUCUGGGGCACGCCGCUGCGGCACGCGGGCUCGCACGGCUCCUACCGGCCGCUGGCCGUGCUCAGCUUCCGGCUGGACGCGGCGCUGUGGCGGCUGCGGCCCGCCGGCUUCCACCUGAGCAACGUGGCGCUGCACGCCGCCGCCACCGCCGCCGUCGUGCGCUGGGCGCGCGCGCUGCUCGCGGGACGAAGCACAAGGGGGCAUAGACUCACGGGCCUGCUGUUCGCGGCCCACCCGGUGCACACGGAGGCCGUGGCGGGUCUGGUGGGACGCGCCGACGUAGGCGCCGCCCUGCUGCUGCUGCUGGCGCUGCUGCUGCACGAGGCGCACUGCCGCCGCAGGCGCGCAGCUCCACCAGGUGCCUGGCGGGGUCGCCUGCUGCUGUCGCUGUGUGUGCUGGUGUCGGGGUGCGCCAUGCUGGCCAAAGAGCACGGCGUGUGCGCGCUCGCUAUCUGCCUGGUGAGGGAGGCGCUCGCCUGGCAGAGGGCAGCUGGAGACCCCAGGGCCAGGAGGCAGGCGGUGCGCAGCGCCUGCUGGCUGGCCGCCGGCCUGGCGGCGCUGGUGGCGGCGCGGCUGUGCGCGGCGGGCGGCCGAGUCCCGCGCUUCGCGGCGGCCGACAACCCGGCGGCGCGCCACCCCUCGCGGCUGACGCGCGCGCUCACCUUCCUGCUGCUGCCCGCGCUGCACGCCUGGCUGCUGCUCUGCCCCGCCACGCUCAGCUUCGACUGGUCCAUGGACGCCGUGCCGCUCGUCCACACCCCCGCGGACCCGCGCAACGCCGCCUCGGCCGCGCUCUACGCCUGCGUUGCCGGCGCCGUUCUGCUCGCCGCGAGGCGCUCUGUCCGCGCAGCCGCCGCCGCCGACCGCCGCCACUGCAAGCCGCCCGCCGUCUGCAUAGACCAUAACGCCAACCACAGCGUCGCCGCGGCCUGCCACCACAGCACGCAACACAGGACCGAGAGCGGCCUGGGGCGCGGCGCGACGCUGGUGGCGGUGUCGCUGUCUGCGACGGUGCUGCCCUUCGUGCCGGCGUCCAAUCUGGUGGCGCACGUCGGCUUCGUGGUGGCCGAGCGGGUGCUCUACGUGCCCUCGGCCGGCUACUGCGUGCUCGCCGGCUACGGCUUCGCCAGGCUGCUGCACGCCUCCGACAGGAGGGCGUGGCGGUGGUCAGUGACGGGCUGCGCAUGCGUGUUGCUGGUACUCAUGUCUGCGCGGACGCUGCGCCGCUGCGAAGACUGGAUGGACGAGGAGAGCCUCUACCGUUCCGGGCUGCACGUCAACCCGCCCAAAGCAUACGGCAACCUGGGCAACAUCCUGAGUAUGAAGGGCGAGCUGGAAGAGGCAGAGAGGUGCUACCGGAAGGCGCUGUCCUAUCGGCCCAACAUGGCGGACGUCCACUACAACCUGGGCGUGUUGCUACAGUCGCAGCAGCGGCUGGAGGAGGCCGCACAAAGCUACCAAACUGCCAUAAGCUUCCGGCCUAGCCUCGCAGCUGCCUACCUGAACCUGGGGCUGGUGCUGUGGCGGCAGGGCCGCGAGGCGGAAGCGCUCGGGGUGCUGCGGGCGGGCGCCGCAACCGACGGCUCGGCGCUCAAGGACCCGCGCGCGCAUGCGCAGGCGGCGACCGCGUGCCGCUUCCACCUGGGCCGCCUGCUGCUCGAGAGCGGGCGCGCCGCCGCCGCAGACAGGGAGCUGCGCGCCGCAGUCGCCGGCAUGCCACCCCACUACCAGCCACAGAGCCUGUUCAACCUGCUGGGGGAGGCGCAGGCGAGACUCGGGCGGCACGCCGAGGCGGAGCGCUGGUUCCAGGAAAGCCUGAGAGCCAAGCCGGACCACGUGCCCGCGCACCUCACCUACGGACGCCUGCUCGCCCGCAACAGCUCCCGGGCUGCAGAAGCAGAACAGUGGUACCGGCGCGCCCUGCGCCUGGCCCCGGACGACGCGUCUGUUCUGCUCCACUACGGGCAGUUCCUGCUGAGCCAGCAGCGGCCGGCCGAGGCGGCUGCGGCGCUGACGCGGGCGGCCUCGCUGUCCCCAGAGGCGCUGGCCUACGAGGACGCCAUGAACGCCGCCGCCAGCCUCAGACUCGCCGGCGAUCUGCGAGCCGCCGAGACCUUCUACCGCAUGGCGGUCUCCAUGAAGCCUACGGAGCCAGCCGGCGUGGGCAACCUUGGCGCGCUCUACCACCUGAUGGGCAGGCACGCCGAGGCCGAGAAGUUCUACCGGGAGGCGCUGCGCCUCUUACCCGGUGACCCCGUCACGUUGGCCAACCUGCGGCGACUACACCGGCGCAUGGCUGCCGGCACGUGACGAUAGACGAGGACUCUGCCCGGGGGAUGCCCCGCAACAUCUGAACAACAUCGUCGGUCGUCUUAGAACUCCAAACAAUACCAACUGUUGACAUGACAGUAGCACGUUGUUAAUGUGCAACACUAAUGAGGACACCGCCGAAGUAUAUCACGUCCACAGAUACUUUGAGGCAAUUUAAAUGUCUGUAAAACUUCUGGCCGCAAACUAAACGACUUGGUUGCAACACUUUGACCUCUAUUUCGUGUGGGACGUCGGAGUCCCAACGUAGAACAUCCAUGCAGUACCGCAUUAAUUAACCUGCCCGGAAAAUUUUUGAACUGUGCGUAUAGAAAUUCUCAGGUUUCCAAGCUCACCGCUUUUCUUUUAUUAUUUCGUUUGUUCGUUCGUCGUAAGGAAAUCACAGCUUUAUGAAACACUUUCAACAGAUUGCCAAUAAACGGAGAAUCUCACUAAUUAACCCCUGUGCUUUGGUGGAACGGUGUUUCCACUGUCGUGUCGAACUCUCAGUUCUAAAUACACUUGUGUUCUCAGCACUGUUGUUUGAUUACCCUGAGCGGAGAUUACAUAGCACUUUUGUUUCGUAGUUUCUGUGAUCACGAGUUAGGAAUUCCUUGCUUUUGCCUUAAUUCCAAAGGCGUUUUUCACUUUCGUGUUUGUCACAAAGAAUGUUUCGAUGGAGUUA